Molecule: messenger RNA, 5736 nt
Organism: Melopsittacus undulatus (budgerigar)
Lineage: Eukaryota; Metazoa; Chordata; Aves; Psittaciformes; Psittaculidae
Gene: RASSF8
Product: Ras association domain family member 8
Exons: 6
Coding region: 290-1549 (419 amino acids)
Biological process (GO): signal transduction
Source: RefSeq, a predicted model, not a curated record
GCCCCCGGGCGCUGCGUCGGGGGCCGUGUGCGCUCCGCCCCCCGCGGGGAGCGAGGCGGAGCCGGCGGCCGUUGGGGCCGUUGGCGCUGCCCGCGGAGCCGCCGCCGGCGGAGGGCAGCUGAGCUUUGACAUUGACACCUAUGCCUGGAGUAGGAGAUUGCGCUAAGCAGACAUCUCUGUGUACCUUCACCUGCAGCUGCUGAGAGAAGUCUGCUGCAUUACCUCUGGUACAGCUGCAACUAUGACUUGACUCAUUUGCCUUCAUGGCUCUUGGAUGAUCUAGUGAACCAUGGAGCUCAAAGUAUGGGUGGAUGGAGUCCAGAGAAUCGUGUGUGGGGUCACUGAAGUCACAACAUGCCAGGAAGUUGUAAUAGCCCUUGCUCAGGCUAUUGGCCGCACCGGGAGGUACACGCUCAUCGAGAAAUGGAGGGACACGGAGCGGCACCUGGCGCCCCACGAGAACCCCAUCGUGUCGCUGAACAAGUGGGGUCAGUACGCGAGCGAUGUGCAGCUCAUCCUCCGCCGCACCGGACCCUCGCUCAGCGAGCGGCCCACCUCGGACUGCGCGGCCCGCAUCCCCGAGAGGACGCUGUACCGGCAGAGCUUGCCGCCCCUCGCCAAGCUGAGGCCGCCUGGAGACAAAGCCAUGAAGAGGAGGGAGCCGAAAAGGAAGUCUCUGACCUUCACCGGAGGGGCCAAAGGGUUAAUGGACAUCUUUGGGAAGAGCAAGGAGUCUGAGUUCAAGCAAAAGGUGCUCAACAACUGUAAAACGACAGCGGAUGAGUUGAAGAAAUUGAUCCACCUGCAGACAGAGAAGCUCCAGUGCAUCGAGAAACAGCUGGAGUCCAAUGAAGCCGAGAUCCGAUACUGGGAACAGAAGUAUAAUUCCAGCCUGGAAGAAGAAAUCCUCAAACUAGAGCAGAAGAUCAAAAGGAACGAAGUGGAGAUUGAAGAGGAAGAGUUCUGGGAAAACGAGCUGCAGAUUGAACAGGAGAAUGAGAAACAACUGAAGGAGCAGCUGCAGGAGAUGAGGCAGAGGAUCCUGGAGUGCGAGAGCAAGCUGAAGGACUACGUGUCUCAGAUCCACAACAUGGAAAGUGGCCUUGAAGCGGAGAAGUUGCAGCGGGAAGUUCAGGAGUCCCAGGUGAAUGAAGAAGAGGUCAAGGAGAAGAUUGAGAAGGUGAAGGGUGAAAUUGAUAUUCAGGGUCAGCAGAGCCUGAGGCUGGAAAAUGGCAUUAAAGCUGUAGAACGGUCUUUGGGCCAAGCUACCAAACGGUUACAGGACAGGGAGCAAGAACUGGAGCAACUGACAAAGGAGCUGCGACAGGUUAACCUGCAACAGUUCAUCCAGCAAACAGGAACGAAGGUCACGGUGCUUCCAGCAGACCCUGUUGAGGUGGAAGCCCCACAUGUGGAGCUCGAGAGAGAGCCAACAUUUCAGUCUGGGUCACUGAAGCGCCCUGGCUCAUCGAGGCAACUCCCCAGUAACCUUCGGAUUCUACAGAAUCCCCUGUCAUCUGGUUUUAACCCGGAGGGCAUUUACGUAUGACAGUACAUACCUCUUAUGGAGAGGACCUAGCAAGGUACCCUGGACAAGAUACACUUUUGUUUUGUUCUGCCAAUGAUGAAUGGAAGAAGAUUUUUUUCCUUUUUGUUUUGUUUCUUUGCUAAGCCACCGUAUUAGUUUCUCUUCUUCCUCCAACACACCACUUGGAGCCAUACCCUGUGCACUGAUGCUAAAGAGACAGAGCAACUGUCUCGAUUCAUACUUGGCAAGGAUGACCUUGCUGUCAACACAGAUAGAGUGCAAAAACCUUCAUUUGUUUUUGCCACUUCAGAAGUGUUUGGGAAAGUAUUGUUCCUUGUAUAGGCAUAAAUAAAAGACUGAGGGUGAAGGAGAUCACGUAUGCAACUUUCCUGAGGUUUAAUUUAUUCCCUUUAAUCAAUGGACGUGUGAAUGUUGACCUUUUAUAUUUUUAUUUUUAACUUGUGAAUAAUCAUGUAUGGCUGUAUGUCAGUCUGACAAGGUGACUUUAGUCUGCGAGUACAAACAUCCACCGUUUGAUCAAGUACAAUGAUUUGCAGUGCAGAGUUCUGUGGCGUACCGAACCAUUAAAACGGUUUCUCACCACUGACUCUGUUAAUUUCUGUUGUGGGUCAUAUUAUGUCAUGUUCCAUCCAUAGCUACCUUCUAAGGCUUGAAAAGUGAGCUUGUGGGAUUUACUUGCCGUUGAAUCUGCCUUGAAUGAAGCACCUAGUGUUCAAAAGAUUUAUGGAAUUGAAACCUUGGCUUGGUAAAAGUAUUUCCAGUAUAUGAUUGAGGAUGCACUAGUUAGAUGAUAUUUUAUUAUAUAGAAUGUAUAUUUGAAAUAUUUUGCCACAUUGUAUAUGCCUUUUGAGAAAAGAGCAACAUAAGAAGCUGUCUUCAUAUAUCUUACCAAAAGAAAGUAGGAAGCUUUCACUGUGUGUGAUUUUGUACUUUUUUUGUUCCACUAGCCAUUGCAGUGUUCUUGUUUUGCGGUAAGUCUUGCUGUUGGGGGAGAAAAAAAGACCAACAAACACCCACAAAACAAAUGAGUAUCACCUUCCAGAAUUCAUUCAUGUUUUGUGGAAGGAAGAAAACUGGCAGAGUCCCCUGACCUGAGUUGGGGCCAGGAUUUCAUUCCUGGUCCCCAGUCUUAAAUGACUGACAUUUAGUCCCUUUGGAAAAUGUAUUGCUGCUCAGUCGCUUACAGUGUAUAAAGCUUACAAACAGGAAAUGCACAGGUUUGGUAGUAAUUUUUUAUAAAGCACAUGAAAACAGAAUUUUAUCAUAUAUUGAUGUCACUCAAAUACAAUCAGAGCUGAGCAAGGAUUAGACAGAAUGGCUUUUAUGCAGAAAGUAAGACACUACCAAACAGCAUUUUGGGUACAGGCUUUGAAAUUAGAUUGCUGGAGUGGACCCUGAGUUUGUAGAGAAAGUUACUGGCAUCAUUGGGACACACCAUAUACGUUAGGAGGUAUAACCCAUCCUCGUGGAUGAAUUAGAGAAGGGAUGGGCUUUACCCAGCUGCAUUCAGAUUUCCUGCUCUAAGAGCAACUCAUAUCCUCAUCCCCACCUUGAGGUGAAGAGGGGUCACCAUGCUUUAGCCACUGUGUAGAAUACCUGCACUUCAGUUAGUGCCAGAACGACAGAACUCUGGAUGCCCUUGAGAGGAUCAGGAUUUUGCCACUGGUAGGAAACGUUAGUCUUUUUGCCAUAGAAAAUACUUAAGAAUUCUUAACUCCUGGCAUCCUCUUGUGUUGGUUUACUGACAUGCAGAUAAAUGUUACAUGAAGUUUCCUUUUUUAAAAAAAGGAGCUUCCUGACAAGUGGAAGUUUUAUAAGAUAUAAUAGAAGAUGAAGGACUCUUGAGUGUUUAAUGCAUUUUUUUUUCCUUUUUGACUUAUUAAUGGCAUCAUAUAUUCUAAAAAUGCUGCUGUAUUUAGACUAACAGCACCAGAUAAGGUUGUGAAUAUAUAAAGGACCUUUCCAAAUGAGCUCUGAAUUUUUACUGUUUAACUUAUCAGGUCUUUUUUUUAUUAUUUUUAUUUUCCUUUGUGAGCAAACUGGAAAAUGAGAUGUUCCUACCUGAGGAAUCUUGGCAGUGCUCACAGAUUUUACUGUUUGUUUAUCACAUCUCUGUGCUCAUGUUCACUGUGCCCAUAACUUUGUAUUAAAAAAAUGAAUGUGUGUAUAUAUAUAUAUAUAUAUUAAAAAAGAAAGUAAAAUAUACAUAGUUUUGGGACAAUCUGUCCAAGGUACUUGAGCAUAUAUGCCUUACAUUGUGAGUUCAAUUUACAGAAAUGAAAUGGCCCUUUCCAGUGGGUAUCUUGCAUUGUCAGCACCUCUUGAUGUUAGAGAACUGAGGCACUCAGCACCUUGCAAAGUCUGGCCCAAAUUAUGCUGCAUGUGGGUUGGGGAAAACACAAGGAAAAGCCUAUUGCAACUUCAGUCCAGUGCUGAGGUGAAGUAUUUUUAAGGCAGAUCAACAUACUUUUACCCAGCUGAUGUUUUUGUCAUACUCUGGCUGUUCCAUCUCCCACAGAUGUCAGUCUGAGCUGAAUUGGACUCUUGCAUCAUAAAAACUGCUCUCUUUCUCUGUCAUGUUAUUCUGUAAGAGGAAGGGAGGAGGAAAAGGUUUAAAUGGAAGGGUUAAGAGCAGCUUUGGAGGGCUUGAGUUAUGGCUUUGUAAUAGAAUCAAGGAAGGAGUUUGCCAUUUAAGUUAAAAAAUAGCACCUGCUGACUGCAGCAGCUGUUUGAUGGGAGAGGCCAGCGUGGAGCUGGCUCAGGAGAAGCCACCACAUCAUCCCUGAAUGGGCCUUCCUUGUCAGGACUUUAGCAUAUGUCAAGGUGACCUGGAAAAUGUUUGUAGCUUCAGCCACUGUUAUGUCAAAGGAGAGGCUUUAGUACCCAAGCCUGUCAUUUGUGAGACACUGACAAAUUCCCUUGCCCCUCACCAUGCUCCUCUUGUUAAAUUUCACCCAGGCUGAAGUUCUGUAGCAUUUUCACCUUCUGUGUAAAUAAACCAAAAAGAAAUGGCAUGCCCUUGCAUUAAUGUGAACUGAACAAUGUAUUACAGUUAUAAAAAUUCCUCACAUUAUGGCAUUAAGAGUUUUGCUUCUGAUCAACUGCAGAACCUCACUCUUUCUUUACAAAUGUAGAAAAACACAUUUCAGAAGUGUUUCAAAUAUGCUUAUGGGGCAUUAGCAGCAAGGAAGCUACACACACUAAUUUUAACAAGUGCCAUAUGGUUUACUGGGCAGCAUGAUAAAAACGGGGUGUUUUGCUUGCGUUAAAUAGUUGACUACACAAGCACUAUUUUCCAGUGCACAGGGAGUUUAUAUGGAGAACUCCUGUAACUUAUUACUAAUGGAAAUUAACUGUGUUACCUCUCUCAUCCAUGAGGAUACAGUUUAUUCUUGCUGGUGAUGCUAUGUUGUUAGGGAAAAGGGGGGUUGAAAAUGGUGACAGUUUGAAAAGCCAGUAGGUUAAGGCAAACAUAAAUGUUCUGAAUGCCUGUGCAAGGGAGAAACCCAAGUCUCACUCUGAAAAAUCAACUAGGAACCUGCUUCCCAUUACCUUUGGGUGGGACUUGGGUUCCCAAGUCCUGAAUUGCUUCUGGAAAUGGUCUGUUAGCUUUGAGAUUACUUGCUUUUCUGCACCCUAGCAAGUUGGAAGGAAGCUCUUGAAGAAGAGAACUAACACUAGCAUUAGCAAUAUGCAAAAUUGCUUUUGUUGUGAGGUAAGACAGGAAAGAUCCUUUAGUGAAAUAAAAAUCUCCUCUUGGGGCAAUAAUUGCCUUGUUUUUAGCAUGAAGAGUAUUACUUUAUUUUAGUGAACUGGGAUCCAAUGAGUAAAAUACCUGAUCUUAUAAAUUUUAGUGAGUUAUCUUGAAGCAUAUAAAUUCCUGACGUGCAUUAACUUGAGCAAAUUGGGCCUUAAUGAUCCAUGUAAAUAACAAACUGUAUUCAGAUAUUUUUUCCAGAAAAUAGUCUCUAAUGGUCUGUACUGUAUUAAAAUAAGUAUCAAAAGUGUUACUUUUAUAUUCCCUUUUUUUUUUAGAACAUUGAAACAUGCAUGUUUAUUCUAUUUGCUACAGUAUUUUAAUGUUUUGGAUGAAGGCCAUCAGUUGUAUGGAGAUGACAAAACAAUCAUUCUGUCUAUUUAUUCAAUAUUGCUGCUUUAAGUUUUGAAAAUAAAGCUUUCAGUGCCAA